Molecule: messenger RNA, 2548 nt
Organism: Falco peregrinus (peregrine falcon)
Lineage: Eukaryota; Metazoa; Chordata; Aves; Falconiformes; Falconidae
Gene: ARL8A
Product: ADP ribosylation factor like GTPase 8A
Exons: 7
Coding region: 186-746 (186 amino acids)
Biological process (GO): anterograde axonal transport; protein transport
Cellular component (GO): lysosomal membrane
Molecular function (GO): GTP binding; GTPase activity
Source: RefSeq, a predicted model, not a curated record
GCGCGCGGGGCGUGGGGCGGCGCGCAGCGGUGCGGCAGGGGGGCGCGCGGCGCGCGGACAAUACCGGGGCGGCGGCGGCGGCGGCUCGAACCCGCUCGGCUCGGCCCGGACCCGCUCGGCCCCGCUCGGCUCCGCCCCGCCGCGGCCCCGCUCGGCUCGGCCCCGGCCCCGGCUCGGCCGGCACCAUGCUGGCGCUCUUCAACAAGCUGCUGGACUGGUUCCGGGCGCUCUUCUGGAAGGAGGAGAUGGAGCUGACGCUGGUGGGGCUGCAGUACUCGGGCAAGACCACCUUCGUCAACGUGAUCGCGUCAGGACAGUUCAACGAAGACAUGAUCCCAACAGUGGGCUUUAACAUGAGGAAGAUCACCAAGGGGAAUGUUACCAUAAAGCUCUGGGACAUAGGUGGCCAGCCACGGUUUCGCAGCAUGUGGGAGCGGUACUGCCGUGGAGUGAGUGCCAUCGUGUACAUGGUGGAUGCUGCCGACCAGGAGAAGAUAGAGGCCUCCAAGAAUGAACUACACAACUUGCUUGACAAGCCGCAGCUCCAGGGCAUCCCGGUCCUAGUCCUGGGGAACAAGCGAGACCUGCCCGGUGCCUUGGAUGAGAAGGAGCUCAUUGAGAAGAUGAACCUCUCCGCCAUCCAGGACCGAGAGAUUUGUUGCUACUCCAUCUCCUGCAAAGAAAAGGACAACAUUGACAUCACCCUACAGUGGCUUAUCCAGCACUCAAAAUCUAGGAGAAGCUGAGAUCCCACGGACUGCGGCUCAGAUCGGGAAGAUGCCAUUGUACAAGCCCAUGCCCCUUCUCUCUCCUGUUCUGUCCCUCCAGCUCUCUCUCUAGAUGGGUAUUUUUAGGGGACCCCAGACUCCGCUCGCAUUGAGGUGGAGCUCUUGUUUUUAUUGUAAAGAAAAUGUCUGACUGCCCUCCUCUCCUCCUCUGUCUGUCUCUUCCUCCCAUUUUGGCACUGUUCUGUUGUUGUCUGUGUAUACAGUAUAUAUAUAUGUAUAUAUAUUUUAAUUUUUUAAUUUAAGCGAUAGCGCUGUUACUAAACUGGGCCCUGUGAGCAGUAGGCAGGCUGUGGGCUCCCCAAGGCCGACCAAGGGUCAGCACUGGGAGGAAGAUGAGGGUGGUAGCAGAAGGCAGCCCCUUGGGGAUGGGGCUGUGCCAGGCUGCAGGCAGGUCCCCCAGGGCUCCCUUGUCCCAUCCCGUGCCCUGUCUGAACUCCCAGGCAGAGAACAUCCUGGGGAUGUCUGGAGCACACCCGCCUUGCCCUUCCUUGGGCUUCAGCCCCACGAGCAGGGUUUGGGGGGCAGGUGAUGCUGCCCCCCAGACUCCUCGGCCCUCCAGGGGGGACAGGGACUAAUCGCAACCCGCUGCAGUCAGCCUCCCCACCAUUGCCUCUGGCUGCCGUGUCACUGCGCCCCAGCCCCUACUCGCCACCCGGCUUCCCUUGUUCCCAUGUUCCUGCCCCAGCCCCUGUGCUUGGGCCAAAUUCUGCUCUGCUGCCCAGUCCCGUGCUGGGGUGGUGAUCCGCAGGGCUGGUGCUAGUGCAGGGAGGGCCCGGUGAUGUGGCAGCACCCAUGGGGGAAGCAGGGGGCUGGCUUCUGCCUCCUCCCUGGCCCAGCUGCCCCCAGAGGUAGCUCAACCCCACGCAGCUUCUCGGGGCAGCCACGCUGGUUCCCCACGUGCCAAAAAGCAUCGCCUGUGCCCGGCUGGGAGCUGCUGGCUCUGUCCUGGCCGAGGACAUCGUGUGGGUAUGCCAGGGGGGGGGACACACACGCAUGGAGCCACCUGGAGCUGCGCACGAGGCUGAGAGCCCCUGUGUGCACACGGCUGCCCACCAGAGCCAGGGGUGCUCUGCCUGCCCCGCUCCCCGCACUGGCCGCUGCCUCCACUGCCCUGGCUGCGGGGGGAUGCAGAGGCAGGGGGGCAGGGGGCAGUGGGGCUGGGGGGGGGCACGGUUGGGUCCUUAUCCACAGGUGGGGAAAAGGCAAGAGGAAAUGUUGCGGUGGUCAGGAAGGCUGUUCCCAUCUGUGCUGUGUGAUGAGUUGUUGGGUCUCUGCAGGCACAGCCUGAGUGUGUCACCAGGUUGUCUGGGGGCAGGCUGGGGACUUGGCUGCACCGGGGGGAGACGCUGGCAGCGGGAGGGUGGGUGUGUGGUAGGGUCAGGUCAGCAGCACAGCGGGCAGGUGGCUGAUCUGUCCCCAGGUUGGGGCAGGGGGAGAGGGUUGCGGUGGCCCAGGGACAGGGGGCUGCGGGGCCCCUUUCCCGGCCCUUUACUCGGCUCUGGGGCGGUGAGGUCAGGGGUUUCUCUUCUGUUCUCGUUUUUGCAGAAUUGCACAAAGAGAGGUUUCCUUUUUUUUUUUUUUUUUUUUUUUUUUAAUUCAAUGAAUUGUAAAGUGUUGUCAGCCCUCAGCCCCCCCCUCCCCUCCUUUUCUUUUUUUUUUUUUUUAAGAGAUAUUUUGGCUCAGUUUUGACCUCUGUUGAGAAAUGAUUCUUGUAACUGUACAAUUUUUUUGCCUCCUAAUAAAUUAACAAUUUUGCGUUG